AAACUCUAAUCAUAUCCCCACCCACGAAAUCCCAAUACAAAUACCGCCGGACAAAUAGAUAGCGAGAAAGAAGAAGAAAACCAGGCCAACGCCAAAAGCUACCACCGAGACCACUGCUGCUGCACAGCCCAGCAGGAGAGAGGAGAGAGAGGCAGAGGCGGCGGCUCGGUCGGUGGCUUCGCUCAUGCAGGGCGAGUACCGCUCUUCCAGCGAGGAGUCGGCGGCGGCCGCGGCUGCUGCUGCGGCAGCUAUGGCUCCCUUGGCGGCUGCAGCGGCGGCGGCGGCGGCGGCGGUCAAGAUGGAGGAGCAGGCGAUGACGCCGGCGACGCAGCUUCCGGCGCAGCAGCAACAGCAGCUGCAGCCGCGGCGGCAGUACCGCGGCGUGCGCAUGCGUAAGUGGGGCAAGUGGGUGGCGGAGAUCCGGGAGCCGCACAAGCGCACGCGCAUCUGGCUGGGCUCGUACGCGACGCCCGUGGCAGCCGCGCGCGCCUACGACACGGCCGUGUUCUACCUGCGCGGGCGGUCGGCGCGGCUCAACUUCCCCGAUGAGAUCCCCGCGCUGGCGCUGUCCGAGGGCGAACCCCGCGACUCCGACGGCGGCACGCUGUCCGCGGCCUCGAUCCGGAAGAAGGCCAUCGAGGUUGGCUCUCGCGUGGACGCGCUCCAGACCGGCGUGAUGGUCACGCCCGCGCACCACCGCGAGCGCAAGCACCACCACUCGCAGCUGCAGCUGCACGCCGAAGAGCAUCACCAGCAGCAGAAGCAGCAGCGGGCGGCGUGGAGCGGGCGCACCAAGAACCCGGAUCUAAACCGGGCACCCAGCCCGGAGAGCUCUGACGCCGAGUGAAGCAAGCCCAGCCACCGCAAGACUCAACCUUCACUCCCACGACGCCAAGAACAUGGCGUCUCCGUCUCCGCAUAUGAUCCAGCACAACCACCGGAUCCACCCACCUACCUAUUCGUCCAUCCCCGGAGCCUGCGGUGCCGGAGGCGGUGGCGCGGCGAGAUUUUUCGAUACGUUUUGGAUAAGCACGAGCUGGACGGCGUAGGGAGGUGGAGACGGAGGCGGCGGCUUCAUGUGGCGGUCUUUCCAAAUGUCAAAAAGAACAGCUGUAACGGUGAUUAGAAAAACAAGUCAUCUCUCUCCUCUGAUUGUGUUCGAGUAGAUAAGCAGCGAUUAGUACUCCACUAGUUUGAUUAAUCAAAUCAAAACCAGCCUCCUCCCCUGCUUUGUUUA
Molecule: messenger RNA, 1237 nt
Organism: Phragmites australis (common reed)
Lineage: Eukaryota; Viridiplantae; Streptophyta; Magnoliopsida; Poales; Poaceae
Product: ethylene-responsive transcription factor ERF008-like
Exons: 1
Coding region: 185-847 (220 amino acids)
Biological process (GO): regulation of DNA-templated transcription
Molecular function (GO): DNA binding; DNA-binding transcription factor activity
Source: RefSeq, a predicted model, not a curated record